AUGUCGGAAGACCAGGAGAACGUCGCGCCUAUCUCGCGCAUACCACGACCAACCGGAACCUCACCCGCCCUCAAAUCCGGUAUCCCAACCCUCUCCGGCCUCGGCCUCGGACUCGGCGUAGCAAAGCGCAAGGCGCCCUCCUCACCUAUCCAGCCGGCGAAACGCGUCGCUUCCGGCUCGAACGGACCAAAUUCCUUGGUACAAAGCACCAGUACCGCCCGGAAAGCGUCAUCAGGAUUCGUACCCACCGCUAGGAAACCCGUGUCAUCCACUGGAAGCUCGGCUGGCCGUCCUGUCGCUGCACCCGUCGGAAGACUGUCGGGCACUUCGACGAGGUCGGCCAGUCUGGCUAGUACGUCCAGUGCUGGGUCUUCGUCGACCAUCUCGACGCGAGCGAGACCGGCCGGGAUCGGCGCAACGAAGCGGCCGCCUGCUAGUGCGAGUGCUAGUGCUUCGGCGAGCACGAGUGCGGUGCGGCCGAUACCAGGGAGUCGACUGGGGAAGAGUGCGGGACCAGGGAGGGGUGUCAGUCCGGGCUUCGGCGGUGUGGGGAUGGGCAGCGGGUCACAAGCGAAGAGCCAUAAUGUGGACGGAUUGCAGGAGCUCAUCGAGCGGGAAAUGUCGCAAAUCGAAUCUCAAAACCUGAUCGCAUUGAAGCAGAACGCGGACAGAGAAGCCCGACAACACCUCUCCGCAGCGAGCGAAGAAUUAGCACUCCUCAGAUCCAGCCACGCGAGGGAAGUGGAGGAGCUGGAGAAGCAAGUUCAGCGCAAAGAUCGCGAGAAGCGGGGGCUGGAGGAGGAGCUGAGGGAGAGUAGGGAUGAGAUUUCGAGGGAGAGACAGACUGUGCGGGAUCUCAAGCAAUCCAUGGCUGAGCAAUCCACCCAACAUAUGACACUCUCCGCUCAACUGACCGCUUCUCAGUCCCAAUUAUCCAUCCUCCAGGCCGAAAUACAGCGCGCGACGCUUAGCGUGUCGAGCAUGAAGGCCGAGUUGGAGGUUGGGCGGCAAAAGGCGCGGGACGCGGAGGAUCGAGCGCUCAAGAAGAUCCAGGACGCGGAGGAGGACCGGGAUAAGCGGAUAGCGGAGAUUGAAGAGCAGCUGCGCACGGCAGAGACGAUACGUCGGAAACUGCAUAAUCAGGUGCAGGAGCUCAAGGGGAAUAUCCGGGUUUUUGCGAGGGUUCGGCCUGCGCUGGCGCACGAGGCGGAAUCGCCAGAUGGAGUCGCAGAGAUCAAGUAUGGCGAUGAGCGUAAAGAAGCAGAGACGGGCCAGUCGGAGAUUACGUUCAAGAGCCGGUCCGAGACGGCCAUGGGGAAGGAGAGGGAGCAGGUGCAUUCGUUCUUGUUUGACAAGGUGUUCGAUCCGAGUGCGGGGCAGAAGGAUGUGUUUGAGGAAAUAUCGAUGUUGGCGCAGAGCGUGUUGGACGGGUACAAUGUUUGUAUUUUUGCGUAUGGCCAGACUGGGUCAGGGAAGUCUUGGACCAUGGAAGGAGGCGAUUCUGACGAAACGGCGGGUAUGAUCCCUCGAGCGAUCGAUAUGAUCUUCACGGCGUCUGCGCACCUCAAGGACCGUGGAUGGAAGUAUCAGAUGGAGGGGCAGUUCUUGGAGGUGUACAAUGAGGUGAUCAAUGAUUUGCUCGGUAGUGGUCAAUUCGACACCAAGAAGCACGAGAUCAAGCAUGAUAAAGAAGGCAAGAUGAGUGUGACCGACGCAGUUAGCAUCCCCCUCAGCAAUCCCCGACAAGUCCAUACUCUGCUCGACCGCGCAAAAUCCCGCCGAGCGGUCGCUGCGACGCUGAUGAAUGAGCGCUCCUCCCGUUCUCAUUCGGUCUUUACGCUGAAAGUGCGGGGUGUCAACCCGUUGACGGACGAGAGUUGCGAGGCGAUGCUCAAUCUCGUCGAUUUGGCCGGAUCGGAACGCCUCGCCUCGUCUGGCGCCGAUUCGAACAAGGACCGUAUGAAGGAGACUAUCAAUAUCAACAAGUCGCUCUCUGCGCUUGCAGAUGUGAUUGGGGCGCUGGGGCAGGGACAGGCGGGUGGGCAUGUGCCAUAUAGGAAUUCGACGUUGACGAGGCUGUUGCAGAGCGGCUUGAGCGGAUCAAGCAAGACGCUCAUGAUGUGCAACCUCUCACCCCUAUCGGCACAUCUCGGGGAGACGCUGUGUAGUCUGAGGUUCGCAACGAAGGUGAAUAGCACGGUGGUCGGCGCGGCGAAGAAGCAGGUCACAAAGUAA
Messenger RNA from Dioszegia hungarica, 2235 nucleotides. RefSeq names its product P-loop containing nucleoside triphosphate hydrolase protein. The transcript has 12 exons. Gene Ontology annotation, molecular function: microtubule motor activity; ATP binding; microtubule binding. The record is from RefSeq and is a predicted model, not a curated record. Lineage: Eukaryota; Fungi; Basidiomycota; Tremellomycetes; Tremellales; Bulleribasidiaceae. Gene Ontology annotation, biological process: microtubule-based movement. The coding region runs from base 1 to 2235 and encodes 744 amino acids.